This is a messenger RNA of Mizuhopecten yessoensis (Yesso scallop), 7042 nucleotides long. Its product is annotated as voltage-gated potassium channel subunit beta-2-like. Gene Ontology annotation, molecular function: potassium channel regulator activity; voltage-gated potassium channel activity; transmembrane transporter binding. Gene Ontology annotation, biological process: potassium ion transport; transmembrane transport; regulation of potassium ion transmembrane transport. The record is from RefSeq and is a predicted model, not a curated record. The transcript is spliced from 18 exons. NCBI's taxonomy places the organism in Eukaryota, Metazoa, Mollusca, Bivalvia, Pectinida, Pectinidae. Bases 321 to 1529 code for a protein of 402 amino acids. Gene Ontology annotation, cellular component: cytoplasm; membrane; voltage-gated potassium channel complex.
AUUCUAACAAGGUGGCGCCACAUUCGAACACAUGUCAAAACAUAGCAGACAGUUGUUUGGCGGUGGACAACGGUAGCCAAAAUACUACAUCGACUGUAGAGACGUCAUCACUGUCAUAACAACGGCUACAGAGUGGUAUCCCCCUGGACAAGUACCACAUUUUCUGGAUGUUUUCCACGAAUAAUUACACCUCUAGGAUGUAGCUGUUGGAUUCUCCAACGUCAUGAAUGCCAAAUUCUAAAUGAAGGCCCAAUUUGUGUUUUAUUGGGUUUGAACUCCAAGAUCAAGGCAUUGGUCGCUUGCGAAGGUGACACCAAUUCAUGUGCCAGUGUUUCGGCACUUGUUUAAGUGUGUUGGAAUUUACAACAACAUACCCUGUUCUCAGGAUGUCACGGAAAAUUAGCAACAAUAAUUCCCUCGUCAACUACAGAAACCUCGGCAAGUCAGGGCUGAGAGUCUCCUGUGUCGGUCUAGGGACAUGGGUUACAUUUGGUGGUCAAGUCACUGAUGAGGUGGCUGAAGAAAUCCUGACACUAGCCUACGAGAGUGGAAUCAAUUACUUUGACACUGCUGAGGUCUAUGCUGCUGGAAAUCAUAAGAAGGAUAAUCCCGAUCUACCUAUAUCUGCCUACCAACAGAUGCAGGUAGCCUGCGAGGGGGCAGAAAUUCUACUCGGGAAACUUCUAAAGAAAAAGACAUGGAGACGAUCAAGUUAUGUCAUUUCAACAAAAAUAUAUUGGGGCGGAAAAGCCGAAACAGAAAAAGGUCUUUCAAGAAAACAUAUUUUAGAAGGUCUGCGAGGCUCACUAGACCGUUUACAACUUGAGUAUGUCGACAUUGUUUUUGCCAAUAAACCUGACCCGCAUACACCUAUGGAAGAGGUGGUGCGAGCGUUCACCCAUGUGAUAAACCAGGGCUGGGCCAUGUACUGGGGGUCGUCACGAUGGAGUGCCACAGAAAUCAUGGAAGCCCAUUCAGUUGCGAGACAGUUUAAUCUGAUUCCACCCGUUGCUGAGCAAGCAGAGUACCAUUUGUUUCACCGAGAGAAAGUAGAACUCCACAUGCCAGAGCUUUACCAUAAAAUAGGUAUAGGAACAGUGACGUGGUCCCCACUAGCGGGUGGGGUACUGACAGGGAAGUAUGAUGAUGGUGUUCCUAUAUACUCCAGAGCAGCUCUAAAGGGCUAUGUUUGGUUGAAAGAGAAAAUUUUAUCUGAAGAUGGACGACGACAGCAAGCCAAACUACGAGAGGUGGCUAUUAUAGCCGACAGAAUAGGGUGUUCUUUAUCACAGUUAGCUAUAGCAUGGGGUUUGAAGAAUGACAAUGUGCAUUGUGUGCUCCUCGGAGCUUCCUCAGUCGACCAGCUUUAUGAAAAUAUUCAAGCUAUACAGUAUGUUCCCAAACUUACUGCAGACAUAAUGUGCGAAAUAGACAAAAUGUUAGGAAACCGGCCACAGCAACGUAAAGACCCGUACAGGACAAAGAGCGUACCCUCCAUACAGUUACAAAAUGGGGGAGUCCAUAUCUAACCCAACACAGUAAGGGAUUUCAGGAGAUACAAGCUUCAUAGGUGAUAUCCAUUAGCAGGUUAUUUUUGCAACAAGCUUCAUACGUGAUAUCCAUUAGCAGGUUAUUUUGGCAACACUUUUAUCAUAAAUUGAUGUCAAAAUAAGCGAUUUAAAUUUUGGCAAUCUAUAAGAUACUAGAAAACUAAACAUUUUGCGUGAAAUUCAUAGAUUUGGCAAAAUGUAUCUGUUACAAUGUGAAACGGAAAAUUGUUAGUUUCUUGUCAUUGCUUAGCGAUUGCGCAGGUCUAGACCCAUCUUUAUUCUAGACUUUGCCGCAAUAAAAUAGCCUCUGUAUGCAAGCGAUAGAUUUGGAUACAGCAAUAAGCGACCAGGCUUAAAACCGAAGUGUUUUGGAAGACAGAAAAAAAUACAAGUUGGAUAAAAUAAAAGAUCAAGAUGACGACUUGCCAAAUCGUCGGUAUUACACAAACACGAAAAAAACACAGUACAGUUUAUCAUCUAGCACAAAAUAUCCUAUAUGCGUUUUAGACCAUAUUCAGACAUGCAUACACGUUUGAUCUGUUUUUGCCCUAAUAGCUGAAAAAAACUCUCCGGUGAGGUUUCGUUCUACUAGGAUACAAAACUGCCUGGAAAACAACAAACAUAUACAUAUGAUAUCAAAAAUAUAAUAAAAUAUAAUCGUGAUUAUUAUUAAGUUUUAUAUAGCUAUCACAUACGUUUAUAAAUGUGAAAAGUGUGUAAUUGCAUUCAUUGUGACGUUAUAGGAAGAAGCAAUGAAAUGAUGUCAUGAAUUCAGGUUUUCUUUUUAUUAUUUUUUGUAACAUAAUAUGUUAUUUAAUAUCGGUAAGUCGAAAACCGUUUCCAUUCCGUCUUAUUAAUAAAACAUACACAAAUUGUGUCCUGUAUAUACUAUAUUUUGCAAAUGUUCAUGCAUUAUACUUAAGACAUGUUUAUUUUUUUGUCCAAAUGUGAUAAAACUUAUGCGUUAAUAUGCAUGUUGCAAAUUUAGGGUUGAUUUUCAGUAUAACUUAUUCUAUUAACAUAUGUAAUUUGGACCUGUCUAAAAGAGCUUCGUCGUCCUAGUGCAAGCAAAAGGCUUUCAUACAAUGAGCAUCAGAACCUGUUAAAAUAUUGUAAAGUUUCUUCAAGUGGUUACGCUCACUUUCGUUCUUUGCUCCCUGGAAAGUGUCACAAUAAAACCAAGGCAUUCAGUUAGCGAUUUGAUUGGUUUCAGGUUAAAAAAUAGGCUGAUACCUGUCCGUUGAAGCUUACAAAGGAGCGCUACCUGACUUCAAAGCCGGUCGAAUUUACCGUUACUUUUCUGCGCGAUUCUUUCGAUGUACAUCAAAUGAUGACAUGUGUUAACUGGUUUCAUCCACAAGGUACAGAGCCUACAAUUUCUUCAUGACAUUUUCGAGGAAUCAAAGAACGCGAGUGAGUGUAACCCAAGGAAUGUUGAGAAUGGUUAUUUAGUCGUGACAUGUUCUCGCAUUACUAGUAAUAUCUUGAAUGUUAAAAUGUUAUAAUGGUUGUCUAAGCUUCAAAUAUAUGCAUGUAUGAAUACAGGAUAUGGUUUUUCUCCCAUUGAGACUGUGUUUUCUUUUUCUGUUAUAGAAUGAUACCGUUUUGUAAUUAGCAUCUUCUACAUGACUGCCGUUCUUUGUGUGUGCACGCGGGCACCUUGUAAGUUAACUGUUUGGUUAUUUUGUGGACACACCACCUGCUACUGAUCUCUGUAAAACAUUAACAAUUAAUUAAGAUUGGUAUUCCUGUAUCAUGAUAAACAGGCAGGACUAGAAUUAAAGGGGAAAUCAGACAUUCCACACGUAUACCUAGAUUUUCGAUUUUGGUAUUCUGAAUAGCAAUGUUAGAUCAGACUUUUAUAUUGAUAGUGGCAGUAUAUAUCAAGCCCAUUGAUCAGGUUUUCUUACUUUUAGCCAGUGAGUCAUAAAUGACAAAUUAGUCUUAAAUAAACGGGAAAUAUCACAGUAGCCUGGGUGUCCACCCAUCCAAUAAAUUUUGAUGGGAAGGAAGAUUAAUAGAUUAUAAAGUCGCUACCUUUUCUACUUGCGUCUUGAAUUCUUACUUUUAGAUAAUUGUGGUAUAUAUGAUACAUUUUUACAAUAAUAAUAAAAAAAAGAUAAUAAAAGAUUUGGUUCACAAUAAAAGCUUAAUAGAUAUUAAUAUACUCAGAUGCUAAUAUGUUACGUGAUAUAUACGUCUUUGAUAUAAUGGUGUGCAUUUAUAAAUUUAAAGCGUUGAUAAUAAAUAUGCCCUGUGAUAAAAGCUGGUUAACCAGCAUUCGGGAGUCGCUAUUCCGAUAGAUUACCUGGUUCACUGGUAUACCGUGAAGGUCAAACCCCCUCAUCAGCAAAUAUUACAUUGCAGUCACUGUCUAAUAUUGAAAUACAAGAGUGCAACACAUUUGACUGGCUUGUGAAGCAUGUGAUUGGCUACUGACUUGUUAAUUACUAAUGAGCAAACCACGGUGGACACUUAUUUUUACCGAUUAUCUUGUUAAUAUUUCAAACAUAUUUAGAGUCAUUUGUUUGACAGAACACUUCCUAGUUGAAUUAUAAUAAGACUGACUUACUGGCGUCCUAACUAUACUUAAACAAAGUAUGUUUACACGUGUAAAUUACUGUAUAACGGGGAAAUUUCGCCGCAGUUUAACUCCUCGAAGUUUUUGCCCUCCCCAGUGAAGGCGAAUCAACAUACAAUACAAAGUACAUGUAAUUGCAUGUAAAUAGCGAAAUUUGCACAGGGCGAUCUUGGAUGUUAUCGGCAAAGGGCAAAUAUUUGACUUGACGAAAAUUUCCCGAUAUACAGUAUUAAUAUUUAUGGAGGAAAUGUGAAUGGAUCACAAACUAUUAUUUGAGUUAGCCAAAUUAUUAGAAAUAAAAUAGUAGUACAGUUUUGCCAUUUUUUUUCCCAUGAAUUCAUCAAUAUGUUUUUCUCCCUGGCAUGUGGUUUUGGUAUUUGCCCAAUACUGUUUCGUGCAGUGUCUGAAAAUGUCACCAUUCAUAAUUAGAAGUCACUGUUAACAUCACACAUAUUUAUCAGAGCAGAUGCUAAUAAUUGCAUAGAUAUUGUAUUGCUUAUCAUUCAAAUAUACAUGAAUUUGUAUGCAAAUUGUCCAGAACUGUUCAUAAAGAUAUCUUAAUCAUAAAAUGUCAUCCGUCAUGUUUGAACCGUGUAACCAAUGUUUAAUGUUAAAAUUGGUUAGUUGAUUCAGACACAAUUGAAUAUGUAUAUGGCAUUAUGUUUUAUAAAAAUGUAUUUCCAUGUUUGAUUAUUUAUUUGGUUUCAUACUGUAUUAACGUCUAAGAUCAUAAAGGUGUCAGUCACAUGUCCGUUUCACGUGUUGAAGAUGUAUCUUUACAAUACCUAAAUGUUCACACUUGCGUGUAGAUAAUAUUAUGUAAUUUAUUCUGUGUUGUUCAAAACGAAAUUGGUUCCGACAUCAUUACGGCAUUACUAAUCUUUGAUUCAAGAUGUCAGUAGCAUUUAAAUGUCAUGCAGUGUGUAUUAUAAAACAUACAAAAACACCUAUUUCAUAAAACAAUAUGAAAUGAUAUACAAACACCUUGAUGUUUUAGAUUCACCGAUCCAUAACUAAUGUUUAGCCUUUUUCUUCAGGUUCACCAAUCCAUCAGCUUUUAAACGUUAAUUGAUCAGGUGAACCAUCACCUUUUAAACGUUAAUUGAUCAAUCAAAUAAACGAUGUUGUAAGAUUCGCUUUUCUUAUCAAUUUACGUUUGUUCAAAGUUCCAAUGAUCCAUUUGUUUACUCUCUUCAUGUCUGUUGAUCCAUUGACAUAUGUUCAAAUAUUCUUACCUAACUAUCAUUGAUCCAUGAAUUCAUGUAUUUCCAAAAGUUCAUUGAUUCAUAAAUAAACGUAUGCUUUAUUUGAUUAAUCAAAUUUUACAGUUAUUGUAAUUUAUUACUGACUUAAGUUCUAUACUGUUCAUUUCGAAUUUUAGAAUAUCACUAUCUAGUCGAUGUUUGACAAAUAAUAUUUUGAUCUCCCUGACCUCAUGAAGAUUAAUAUUCGACAAUUUAUCUUGCCAAAAUCACACAUUCUAUGAUAAGUAUGCCUGCAUUACCUUUUUUACGCACAAAACUUUUUUUGAUAUUACUGGUAAUAUUAUGCAGCUCCGUACUAGCGUCAGUAAAUAUGUAUAUCAAAUACAAAGUUGAAUAUUUCUGAAUUAUUUUCGAAAACAUGGCAUUACAACUGAGUAUAUAUAAGUUGUGUGGUUUUAUUUUUCAUCGUAGUAUUAAAGUCGAUAUUAUAUACAGAAGUAGAACACUAAUAAAGUAUUUUGAUUAUGAUUAGUUAUACGUUAUAUAGAUAUGUGUAAUUUACGAUAAGUUUGUUUUUUUAUUUAACAUCCAUUGUUUAUUGAUUCCAUUAUUUAGAUAUAUGUGAUUUGUUGUUUAUUACAACAAUGGUUUCGUUAUCAUUCCUGAUGCAUCUGACCCCUGUGUGAGCCCUGCCCUCACCUAUAGCAUUAGUUUGCGAUCCUGAAAACAUAAUCAAUUAUCUUACAAAAGUGUAAAAUAUUUUUUGUAUUGACCAAAAUGAAUGAAGAUAAAAAAACGUUAACGUAAAAUGAGAAUGAAGCCUACUUUUCAUUAAUCAUAUCCAGUACAGUAACCUCGUUAACUCGAAUACGGAUAUUUUGCAUACCCACUUUAUCUUAUGGUUUAUCAAUUCUGUGUUUCAAUCCAAGUUUUUGUUUAACAAUCCAAACCUGAUAUCUCAAAAACUCUUGCUAGUUUCGUAGGUGUUCUCGUUUCGAUGACAAUGUUACUGCUUUGUAUUUGAGUCUGAUAUAUCGAAGUUUGUUUAUCUAAACGUGUUAUCUUUUCCCAACAACUUCGUUAUCACGGUUUUGCUUUUAUUGUAUAGGCCUCGGCCAUUGAAUUAUAUUAAUGAUAUCUACAAUUAUGUAACUUUUGCGGUUAUUUGUCUCUUUCUUUGUUUUUUCGGUAACAAUAUACUGCUUUGAUUUAACGUCUAAUUUCAGGUUGAAUAACUAAUCAGUAAUGUAAUAGAACAGGAUUAUCCAGUGUUAAAAAUUGUUUAAUUUAAAAUACGAAAACGAAAUCUAGAUGGAUCUACUACUACUUCUGGUUACAUAAACUGGUAAAAAAUGUCCUUACAUGUCAAUAGUAAUUAUGUUGAGAAACCAUUGCAACACAAAUACUGGAGUAAACAUUUUCAAUGCAUUUUAUGCCAUUUGUUUUCAAGAGAAACAACGAGAGCAUAAUAGCUAAUGGGGUUUUGUCAUGAUCUUACUACAGGGGAAGUUGCGUGGCGUGGCAUUCCUUCAUGCAUUCAGUUAUUUUCUAUAUGACAAUUGAUACAGAAUGAUUAGAUUGUAGAUACGUUUAUAUUUACAAUAUAUAGCAAAGGGUGUUUUUUAUUUGUUAAAUAUUCGGGCAAACGUUGUAAAUAUAAUAGAUCAUGGCGAUUUUAUUUGCUCAGUCUCAAUUAAAUGAUGAGU